AUGAAUGAAGGAAAGAAAGAACAAAGGUCCACAGCAACGAUGAACACUGCCACCACCACCAUCACACAUAUCUCUUUUCUACUAAUUGCAGCACUCUUCUUCGUUCCUGUGUCCGAGGCUUCCAUUUUCAGCUGGAGAAAACGUCCAUUGAAGACAGUUACCCUAACGAAUAAUCAUACAAAUUAUCUGAGUGUCAGAUGCUAUAACUUCAACGACGCCCUUAGACUGCAGCAUUUAAAACCCAAUCAGCAAUUUAAGUUCAAUUUCCAAGUGAAUGGACUUCUUGCCUCAACAGCAAUGUACAACUGCUCAACAAAUAUGGGUGUGUUUGUGUCCUAUAGACAUGACUAUAUGUGCGGUAACGACACAAUCAACAAGUGUGACUGGAAGUUUGAUCUCAAAGGAACCUACCGAUACUCACCGACAUUAGGCGACUGGGAAUUCUUCGAUUAUAAUCCGAACUAUGAGUCUUUGUUUAGGGGAGGAGUUGUACAGAACAAGUAUACUAACAAGAAAUAA
Molecule: messenger RNA, 519 nt
Organism: Ilex paraguariensis (yerba mate)
Lineage: Eukaryota; Viridiplantae; Streptophyta; Magnoliopsida; Aquifoliales; Aquifoliaceae
Source: the annotation of a GenBank genome assembly